Ipomoea nil (Japanese morning glory) is the source of this 2875-nucleotide messenger RNA. RefSeq names its product systemin receptor SR160-like. The transcript is spliced from 3 exons. The record is from RefSeq and is a predicted model, not a curated record. Lineage: Eukaryota; Viridiplantae; Streptophyta; Magnoliopsida; Solanales; Convolvulaceae. Gene Ontology annotation, molecular function: protein kinase activity; ATP binding; receptor serine/threonine kinase binding. Gene Ontology annotation, biological process: protein phosphorylation. Bases 1 to 2778 code for a protein of 925 amino acids.
AUGCUGCUGCACCACCCUAUUCAUCAUGUCUUCAUCUUCUUCAUGCUCCUUUUCUCCUUCCCAAAUUAUUCACAAUCUUUAACCACUUAUGAGGAUGAUGAAAGGGCUAUUUUACUUAUCCUAAAACAACACUGGCGAUAUCCAUUUUCACUAUUUGAGCAGUGGAACUCCACUUCCUCCCCAUGUGACUGGCCUGGAAUUUCAUGCAACUUCAAUGCAAGUGUCACAUGGAUAUCUCUCUCCGGAAUGAACAUCCCAGGAUCAUUCCCGGCCUCAACUAUUAUAUGCCAGCUCAACAACCUUGUUUCAAUCAAUUUGAGUUCCAAUAAUCUUUGGGGAACUAAACCAGCUAACCUCUCCAGCUGCUCAAAGCUUGAAGAGUUGGAUCUAUCUGCAAAUUAUUUCACAGGAAAAAUACCAGGAGAUUUAUGUACAACUCUUGUGGAAUUGGACUUGUCUUCCAACAUAUUAUCAGGUGUGGUCCCUGAGACCCUUGGUGAUUGCUCAACCUUGGAACUUCUAGAUCUAUCCAACAAUAAAUUCUCUGAGACCUUAGAUUUGAGUUCAAAUAACAUCUCUGGUUUGAUUCCCUCUGAAAUUUUUAACGACCCUAAGAAUAGCUUGAAAGUGUUGUACCUUCAGAAUAACCUGUUUACUGGUCCAAUACCUGAGAGUAUAAGCAACUGUUCCCAAUUGGAAUCUCUUGAUCUUAGCUUUAAUUACCUUAAAGGGAAGAUACCAUCUAGCCUCAGAUCCUUGUUGAAGCUCAAGGAUUUGAUCAUUUGGAUGAAUUGGCUUGAAGGGGAAAUCCCGAGGGAGCUAACGUACUUGCAGUCUUUGGAAAAUCUGAUUCUUGAUUUCAAUGAAUUGUCUGGGCCAAUGCCUGAAAGUCUCAGCAACUGUACUAAUUUGAAAUGGAUUUCUUUGUCGAAUAAUUUGUUGAGUGGUGCUAUACCAGCUUCAUUAGGGCACUUGUCUAGUCUAUCCAUUCUGAAGUUGGGAAACAACACCAUCUCUGGGAACAUACCUGCUGAGUUGGGGAAUUGCCGCAGCUUGUUAUGGUUGGAUCUCAACACCAAUUUCUUGAACGGUACUAUCCCACCUGCUCUGUUCUUACAAUCUGGCAAUAUUGGAACGACAUUACUUACUGAGAAGCAAUAUGUGUAUAUUAAGAAUGAUGGAAGUGAGCAGUGCCACGGAGCAGGAAAUAUACUCGAAUUUGGUGGGAUUACACAGGAUCGCCUUGACAGGAUUUCAAUGAGGUGUCCCUGCAAUAUUAAUGCAGGCUACUGGGACAUUGCACAACCAACAUUUCACCACAACGGAUCCAUCUUUUUCCUUGACCUUUCAUACAAUAAGUUGGAAGGCAGUAUUCCAAAGGAAUUAGGUUCCAUGCACUAUCUCUUUUUUCUGAAUUUAGGGCAUAAUGAUCUCUCUGGUCCAAUACCUCAAAAACUUGAAGGCUUGAAGUAUGUUGAACGCCUUUAUCUAUCACACAACCGACUCAAUGGCUCAAUUCCACAAACAUUGACCAAUCUCAUAUCUCUUUCGGUUCUAGAUCUGUCUAAUAACCAACUUUCUGGAAUGAUACCUUGUUCAGGUCAAUUUGCAACAUUAACUGGAGAAUCAUUUGCGACUAAUUCUGGCCUUUAUGAUUGCUAUCAUCCUCAGUAUGGCCUAGAACCAAGUCCAAGUUUAAGUUCAAUUUCUAAGUCUAGCAGAUCAAAGAAAAAGCAUUAUAUCAUUAUAGGGUGUGGUGUAAUUGCAGGGCUACUAAUUUGGUUAGUAACUCAGUUACUCGUGAUCAGACUUGCAAGGAAAGGGAGAAUGGAAAAUGAUGGAGAAGAAUGGAGUAUGGUUUCAUUUCAAAGAUUGGGAUUCAAUAAAUGGGAUAUUUUGGGUGGUUUGACCGAUCAAAAUUUGGUUGGAGAUGGAGGGUCAGGAAAAGUAUAUAGAGUGAUCACAAAGAAAGGCAAAAAAGUUGCUGUUAAAAGUAUAAGGCAUGAACGAAAUGAAGGCCACAUUUUGGAGAAGCAGUUUAUAGCAGAGGUUAAGAUCCUUGGGGGAAUUUGGCACAACAACAUAGUGAAAUUGUUAUGCUGCAUCAGAGGAAAGACUACAAAGCUUCUUGUGUAUGAAUACAUGGACAAACAAUGUGCUCACAAAUGGUUGCAUGGAAAUAAAAGAGGCUUAACUACUCAAGUCUUGCAGUGGGAGAGGAGGCUAAAAAUUGCCAUCGGGGCUUCACAAGGGCUUUGCUAUAUGCACCACAGUUGCAAUCCACCCAUUGUUCAUAGAGAUAUCAAGUCUAGUAACAUACUCGUCGACUCUGACUUCAAUGCCAAGAUUGCAGACUUUGGACUGGCAAAGAUGAUGGCGAGUGAAGGAGAUCCAGAAACAGCAUCCGCUAUUGUGGGAACUUUUGGUUACAUUGCCCCAGAAUACGGCAGUACAAGAAAAGUGGAUGCGAAAAGCGACAUCUACAGUUUUGGCGUAGUUCUCUUGGAAUUGACAACGGGAAGAGAAGCAGUGACUGGAAAUGAGGAUAUGAACCUGGCACAAUGGGCACACAAACACCAAACAGAAGGGAACUCAGCUGCAGAUGCCCUAGAUGAGGAGAUCAAGGACCCACGUUAUCUGGAGGCAAUGAUCGCUGUUUUCAAAUUAGGCCUUGCAUGCACUUUGAAUUCCUCAUCAAGCAGGCCGUCCAUGAAAGAUAUUUCACUGAUUCUUCAAAGAUACAGCGAAAACACUCAUCUGUCUUUAGAGAACCAAUAGACAAUAUAAUAUUUCCACUUUACUUUUGAAUGCAAAAUAUUUUGCAAUGGUUUGUUUAGUUUAAUUUCACUAUUGCACUCACAGUGCAGUUAUGCUG